AUGGCGGUCGGCGAUCCGUCCAGCCGAGGGAAGAAGAUGAAGGAGACCAAGCUGGGGAUGUCGUUCAAGAAGGACGACAAGUUCGGAGAGUGGUACUCCGAGGUUAUUGUUAACAGCGAGAUGAUUGAGUACUACGACAUCUCUGGCUGCUAUAUCUUGAGGCCAUGGGCGAUGGAGAUCUGGGAGUUGAUGAAAGAAUUCUUUGAAGCGGAAAUUAAGAAGCUGAAGCUGAAGCCAUAUUAUUUCCCUUUGUUUAUUACCGAGGAUGUUCUGCAGAAGGAGAAGGACCACGUUGAGGGCUUUGCUCCUGAGGUCGCAUGGGUUACUAAAUCAGGAAAAUCUGAUCUGGAAGCUCCUAUUGCAGUCCGGCCCACAAGCGAGACUGCCAUGUAUCCAUACUUCUCUAAAUGGAUAAGAAGCCACCGCGACUUACCUUGGAAGUGUAACCAGUGGUGCAACAUCGUUCGAUGGGAGUUUAGCAGUCCAACUCCUUUCAUAAGGAGCCGUGAAUUUCUUUGGCAAGAAGGGCAUACAGCUUUUGCGACAAAAGACGAGGCAGAUGAAGAGGUUCUUCAUAUAUUGGAGCUCUACCGAAGGAUAUAUGAAGAAUUUUUAGCAGUUCCAGUGUUCAAAGGGAGGAAAAGUGAGAUGGAAAAAUUUGCUGGUGGAUUUUACACAACCAGUGUUGAGGCCUUUGUUCCAAACACUGGCCGUGGUAUACAAGGCGCAACCUCACAUUGUCUUGGUCAAAACUUUGCAAAGAUGUUUGACAUACGUUUCGAGGAUGAGAAGGGUAAAAGAUCCUUUGUGUGGCAGAAUUCUUGGGCAUACUCCACCCGCUCGAUUGGGGUGAUGGUGAUGACGCAUGGUGAUGACAAGGGCAUAGUGCUACCACCAAGGGUGGCACCUAUCCAGGUCAUCGUCAUUCCUGUUCCAUUCAGGGAUGCGGACACUGUAGCUAUUAGUGGUGCAUGUGAGUCGGCUGUUUACACUUUAAACCAAGCUGGGAUGCGAGCAGACUUGGAUGCCCGUGAUAACUAUUCGCCUGGAUGGAAAUAUUCUCACUGGGAAAUGAAAGGUAUUCCCUUGAGAAUUGAGAUAGGUCCAAGAGAUCUGGCAAACAAGCAGGUGCGCAUUGUCCGCCGAGAUAAUGGUGCAAAGGCUGACAUUCCUUCGACCGAUUUGGUGGAGCAUGUAAGAAUGUUACUGGAUGAAAUUCAAGACGGCUUGUUUGAAACAGCCAAGCAAAAGAGAGAUGCUUGCAUCGAAAUCAUCCACACCUGGGAUGAAUUCACAGCAGCUUUGAAUGAGAAGAAGUUGAUCUUGGCUCCAUGGUGUGAUGAAGAGGAAGUUGAGAAGGACGUCAAAGCUCGGACAAAGGGGGAUCUCGGAGCUGCCAAAACAUUGUGUACUCCAUUUGACCAGCCAGAUCUCCCAGAAGGAACACUGUGCUUUGCUUCUGGGAAGCCUGCGAAGACGUGGUCAUUCUGGGGUCGCAGCUAUUGA
Messenger RNA from Lolium rigidum, 1506 nucleotides. Its product is annotated as proline--tRNA ligase, cytoplasmic-like. Gene Ontology annotation, molecular function: ATP binding; proline-tRNA ligase activity. NCBI's taxonomy places the organism in Eukaryota, Viridiplantae, Streptophyta, Magnoliopsida, Poales, Poaceae. The record is from RefSeq and is a predicted model, not a curated record. Gene Ontology annotation, biological process: prolyl-tRNA aminoacylation. Gene Ontology annotation, cellular component: aminoacyl-tRNA synthetase multienzyme complex; cytoplasm. The transcript is spliced from 12 exons. Bases 1 to 1506 code for a protein of 501 amino acids.